Messenger RNA from Pelagomonas calceolata, 2040 nucleotides. The record is from the annotation of a GenBank genome assembly. NCBI's taxonomy places the organism in Eukaryota, Pelagophyceae, Pelagomonadales, Pelagomonadaceae.
ACAGAGAGUGGCAUUAUUGCCUUCGCCUGCACAGGGCAGCCCGCAUCUGCACGGCAACGGCGCGACGCCACCGACGCGCCGGCGCAUUACAAUUGAUCGGUCGCAUCGCACGAGCGGCCAUGCGCCGCCUCGGCCUCCUGCUGCUGGCGCUCGCACGCGCGCAAAACGACCAAGCGAAGUGGCUGGAGAACCUCGAGCAGCUCGCGGUCUUUGUGGGAGAGCGGGGCCACCCCGACGUGCCGCUCGACCACCCGCUGGGCAAGUGGCUCGCGUCCACGCGCGCGUCGAUCCGGCGAGGUACUCUUGAUGCUGGUAGGGUGGCGGAGUUCCGGGCCGCGGGCGGCUUGGUGCACCCCAUGGAGGGGCGCUGGGACGACGCCCACGUGUUAUUGACGGAGUUUGUCCGAAGGGAGGGUCACGCCGACGUGCCGCCCGCACACCGGGAGCGGGGCGUGCCGCUCGCUGCGUGGCUGCGGCGGCAGAAGCGCGAAGCCCUGGAGGGGUUGAUGGCACCUAACCGCGUCAAGAUGCUCGAGGAGUUAGGCGUGACGGGUCUGAGGUCAAAAACAGAAAGAAAAGAGGAUACGUGGGCUCGCAAUUUCGACUUAUUAGCAAGGUACGUGGCCCAGCACAAGACGGAGCCGGGUCGCAGUGAAGUGGUCGAGGGCAAGCCGCUCGGCACCUGGCUCGCGUCGCAGAAAGUCAAAGCUGCUAGAGGUGAUUUACUACCGGAGCGAUCCAAAAAACUUUCUAGUGUGAUUACGUUGCCUUCCGUCAAGAAGAGCGCCCCGUCCUGGACCUGGCCCGGUGCCAACCCUUCUGAAAGUGUAACGAUCCCGCCCCUCGGGAAUUCAAGGAGCAAGUUUUUCACCGAGCAAACCGCACCGAAUCUAGCUACACUACCGGAGUGGUACGCCAACUGCGUCCACAGGAAGGAAACAACACUGCAAGGAAACCCGGGACGCUUCCGGGACGAGCAGAUCUACCACGUCCUUUGCUUACUCGAAGACAAGCUGUCGAAAAAAGAUCUCUCACCACUCGUUGUCGUGCAAGUCGGUUCGAAUGACGGCGACGACGCCGUGAGGGAAGCUCUCAUAUACGCGCGGAGGCACUACUCAUCAAUACCCAUCAAAGUGGUGCUGGUCGAACCGACACAACGCAAUUUCGAGAGAUUAAAAAAAGUCUACUCGUCGACGGCGGCCUUCCAAGGUCCCGGUUUCGAGGCCGAGUUCGUGCAUGGGGCCGUGUGUGACGACUGCUGUGUGAAUGAUCGAGUCAAGAUCUAUCAUCCCAAGUGGUCGAUAAUAGAGCAGUGGUACCGAGACGCCGUCGAUCAUCCGGAGAAGCACCCGAAGGCCUUCGAUACCCCUGAUGGAAGUUGGCGCCAGAAGUGGCUCUACGAACUCAACUCUUUAGAUCCAGAAAACCUCAAAAAGAAUUUCAAGAAUGACGCGGACAUAACGUAUGACGAAAUUGCCUGUUUUAAGGCUGCGUCGUUAUUGGACGCGUUUGCGGGCGGUCGCGCCGAUUAUGUGAUGAUUGACGUCGAGGGCUUCGACGAUUCCGUGGUGUACUCUUUGGAUCUGGGGAGACACCGCCCACGACUAAUAGCCUUCGAGUCGAAGGUCAUGCAGUCGGUGCGACCGGAAGCUUUAUUUGAUGUGGUGGAGUUCUGUGGGCAACGAGGGUAUAAAGCGGUGGGGCCGGUCAAGGCGAACCACGUUUGUAUUAGAGACGACCGAUCUGUCGCGAAGCCGGUGACGCCGCCCGGGAAGCCCUACUAUCCGCAGCCGCCUCCCACAAAGCCCGAGCCCCUGCCGGAGGCGAAGCGCCUCACCGCGCCCGGCACGGCCCUCGGCGCCGCCGACAAGAAAAACAAUGGAGUCGCCGAGUGGUACCUCACGAACUUCCGCGUGCGGUUUGCCAGGGAGGACGGGUCCUGGUUCGACCCCGACGUGGAGGACUUCGGGGGGGAGCCGUGUCCGGGCUGCACCGCCGACGAAAAGGCCCCGUAGCGUGUAAUAUGUGACCUGUGAAUUU